CAAGACUGGCUGAUGACAUUUACGACUUCCAAUGGAAGUUCCAAAGAGGUUCCGUGCCACUAUAGCGACGGUUAUUCGUGGAUAGUGAUUCAGAGAAGAUACAAUGGAUCUAUCUUAUUCAACAGAACCUGGGCAGAGUAUGAGAGCGGGUUUGGAGACCCUCAGAUCGACCUCUGGUUAGGGAACUUUUUCAUCUCUGAGUUGACGAAUGCUGGGUACACCGUUCUCAAGAUAGAUUUAAUAAGUUUUGAAGGAGACAAGAGGCGAAUUGAGUACAACUUCCAGGUAGAAAACCAAACCAACAAGUACAAACUCCACAUUUCCGAACGAAAUUUCAGCGGGAUAGACAGCUUCACCGCUAGUAACCUGGAAAUGUUUUCCACAUUCGACAACGACAACGAUAAGUCAAAGGCCAAGAACUGCGCCGUGGACAUGUUCAGCGGGUGGUGGUACGCUGACCACAAUGCUUGUACCGAGGCUAACCUUAACGGCGUUCAUUGGCCGCAGUUAGUCAACGAUAAGCGGGGCGUCACGUGGGUCAAGUGGAAGGGCACUUGGUCCCUCAAAGAAACAAGAAUGAUGAUUCGAAAACCCUGAUAAUCCAACUAUGUCAGACUUCCCUCUAUUUCUUCUGUUUGCUUCUCUCUUUCUUUCUGUCUCGCUUAUCCCCUUUUGCAUUUUGCAAUGUGUUUGUGUGUGGUUUUCUCUGUUAUCGUUUGUUUCUAGUUUGUCGAGGACCAUAUAUCGCGCAAUAUUACAAUUAUAUUUUUUGCUCAACCAUAGACAAGUAACAACAUAAAAAAAUUGAAAUAUGCAAAACAUGAUAAAAACUAAUAGUUGUCGACCAUUCUAGAUAUACAUGUAUUUGUAUCGUUAGAAACUAUGUAAUAUAGACUGAAACGCUUGUUAGAUUUUAUCCUUCACUUUAUAAGAUAGCUAUUCAUGCUUAGUUUCAUAUUUUCAUUUGUGUGUACAUUUCAAUACUGUUGGUUUAAUAAUAUUCGUUCAAAUCAAUUGUUGUUGAUUUUGUUACGGUA
This is a messenger RNA of Magallana angulata, 1037 nucleotides long. RefSeq names its product fibrinogen-like protein 1. The transcript is spliced from 4 exons. The record is from RefSeq and is a predicted model, not a curated record. NCBI's taxonomy places the organism in Eukaryota, Metazoa, Mollusca, Bivalvia, Ostreida, Ostreidae. The coding region runs from base 13 to 597 and encodes 194 amino acids.